Molecule: messenger RNA, 327 nt
Organism: Protomyces lactucae-debilis
Lineage: Eukaryota; Fungi; Ascomycota; Taphrinomycetes; Taphrinales; Protomycetaceae
Exons: 2
Coding region: 1-327 (108 amino acids)
Source: RefSeq, a predicted model, not a curated record
AUGCAGGCACGGCAAGCACGACGCACCUCACGAGACAUCCCACCACGCCAUGAGCAAGACGUCGGAACGCAGGCACGACAAGCACGACUCACUAUACGCUACAUCGCGCCUCGACAUGCGCAAUCGGCAGGUCGCAACGUACAGACCACUGCGCCAAACGAUGAGCCAGAUGGCGACAGCGAAGUGGAAACCGCAAAACCAAGUCGUACGGGCAAGCGCGACCAGCCAAUGCCGGCAAAAGCUCAACUGCUUCAGGCUGCUGCAAAUGAAAGGAAUCACCGCACCGUCACUGCCGGCGAGGUGGGAGACACACGAACUCGUUUGUGA